UCUGGGGGAUUCCCCAGUUUGUCUUCAGAAAUAUCACUCUAGAAACAGCCACAGCUUCACUCUGCUCUCACAGCCUGUCCUGCAAAGAGGCACGCUGCUGCUGCUCYGURAGCUGAAGCAGUAAAAGCCAUGUCUUUGGGACUCCAUGCUCUKCUCAUCAUCCUGUGCAAUGUUUGGCGCUUGAUCCGUGGCWCUUCUGUGAUGAUCCCAGGCGUCGCUGUGAGGUGUGCUGAGGAAGCGGUGCUGCCCUGUAAAGUUCUUCAGGAAUCCUCCAUCUCCUACCAGACAGUGUCUUGGUAUAAAAUGGCUGGAGACAGCAAAGGAAUCACAUGGGAAGCCCUUGAUGUGGAAUCUCAUUAUCCACGGGAAGUUGGGGGGUCGCUGGAGCUCUCCAAUGACACCUCRUUUUCACUGAGGAUCAAAAAUGUGACCAGCCAGAAGAGCGGGACGUACAAGUGCACUUUGUGGGGGCAGAGUGGAGAGCACAAUCUGAGCAGCACAGUCACACUAAAAGUAACAGGUUGCCCUGGAACAGAAGAGGACAAACUCAAAAAAUACAAGAGUGAGCUCUUCAUGCUGACCUGCCUUGGGAUUUUUUACUUGCUGCUCAUCUUCUUUACCUGUACAUGUCUAAGAAAAGAGAGUAUGUCUCCCAAUUACCAAAAAAMCAGAUCAGAUAUGAAGCACAUGCUCACCCUCAUCAACGUACGUGAAAUGACAACUUUCCAGCAAUUAAACAGCGACAGCACUUGCAAAAAUGAGCUUACUGCAAGUUCUGUCUAAGCUGACAUUCAUGGUACUGUGGACUCAUCAGUAAAUAUCAGCUGGGUGGCUGAGUGGUAUGGAGAGGAAAUAAAUGAUAAUAUAUGGUCUCUUCAGAGCAGAACUUUCCACCUGAAAGCACAGAUGCCUUGUCAGUGAUCUGCUUGUGCUGGACAAACCUUCGACAAGCACUGUUAUGCACUACAAUAAUUUUUGAGAGUUAGUCAGCUAAGAAAUAUUUUUUACAGCUGCAAGUGUGACAAUGUUGUUAUGAAGCUGGUAUCAACUUUAUUUCACUCUGCUGUGAACCCCUCUUUUUCUGAGCAAGACCACACUUCUAGCACAAAGACUGAGUUACAGGGAGGCCAUGGCUGUGCAAAGCCAGCAGAUUAAGCUCUUCACUGCACUGAUAUCUGCCACCUUUGCAAAGCAAACACAACAGGUGCUGUGGCAUGAAAAGAUAAGUGUGCAGGGCUGUCUCUGCUCUGAGCCCGAUCCUGGAUGGAGUCCCUUUACUGCAAAUGUCGUUCAAGUGUGACAUUCACUGUGACGUUCAAGUAAACUGAAGAGGUAACUUCAUGCUCUUGUACUGAAAGCAACAUCCACUCUUAAAUCUUAGAGUGACAGGCUGAGAAAGCAGAAGAUGUUCUCAAAAACUUUCUGAAUGAACUUUUUAUCUCAGCAGGAGGAAUAGGGACAUAUUUCCCAGAUUAAUCCAUAGGAAUCUUCAACAAGACUGUUAAUCUUAAAUAAGAAUGAAGAGGCCUGUGAUAUUAAGGACAUUUAAGAUGACUUGUUUUGUGGUUUACAAAACAUGGAGCCAAAUGUAUUCAACACUUAUGUCAGUCAAGCUACAUGAGGGAAGACCAAAGCCAUGGCUUGGAAGAAAUCAACCAACCACAUCUUUGGGAUGAAUUAAGUUAGCUGAGAGAUGCAGGAAUGGAAGAUGGGGCAUAUGAGCACCUGCUUUUGGUAUUGGCAAUGUAGAUAUGUGAAACAAGGGCAUGAGAAAAGCUGAACUCAGGCACACAACAAAGGGCUGAGAAGAUCUGUCCUUUUGGCCCAAAGCACAAGGGAGAUCCUGAGUCUGAAUUCAGGGAACCUCCCUGUAUUGGAUUGCUAGUGCAGAAGGUGAAGGAAAAGGAGUCUGGGGUGACUGUGGGUGCUUGCUUAUGCCAUAAUGUCAAAAUCUGAACCCAAAUAUCAGAAUUUGCUACACUGAAGAACACAGUUUUAAACAAAUACUUCAAGAACUGACUGGCAUUAGGAUUUUUAAUGCAGUUUGGAAUUCCAGGCURUUGACAAAGAGAUCUUUCUGUAAUCCUUUGACUAAUUUUGAAGUGUUGAUGGGAAGAAAGCUGUACAUCACUUAGCACUGGCUCUGUGGGCAGGGUGGAUGUCUGCAUUGCUGGAGUCCAAGAGAUUCCUGACCAGAAUGACUUCUAGUUACAAGGGAUAUACAAAUGACUUAGAAUAUAGGGAAGUAAUGUCACAUUGCUUUUUUUGGUAAUGUUUACAUUUAAAUGUGUGUUGCAUAUUUGAAAUAAAAAUUCAGAGGUAACCUACAAUUUGGUUUUGUGUGCCACA
This is a messenger RNA of Malurus melanocephalus (red-backed fairy wren), 2349 nucleotides long. RefSeq names its product CD83 molecule (gene CD83). The record is from RefSeq and is a predicted model, not a curated record. Bases 130 to 783 code for a protein of 217 amino acids. The transcript has 5 exons. NCBI's taxonomy places the organism in Eukaryota, Metazoa, Chordata, Aves, Passeriformes, Maluridae.